AUGACCAAUGAUACUCUAACUUUAUUUUUGUCAGAUUUUAACUUUCCAGCAUUAGACUACAGAGAAAUUUCCAAGAGACACAAUCUAAUCGAUUUUCAAUCAGCUGCUAAAUGCUCUGGGGAGCGUUCCUAUUACCUCAAAAGGGAAGCUGCUCUACUGGAGAUAUCACUAGUUCAGUAUGCCAUGAAUAAAGCUGUGGAGAAAGGAUUUAUUCCUGUCAUUACACCAGAUAUCAUCAAUACUGAUAUAGCAGAUAGGUGUGGCUUUCAGCCUCGAAGUCAUAGCACGCAAAUGUACUCGCUCGCUAAUGAGGACAAGUGCUUAUCUGCGACUGCUGAAAUCCCCUUAGCUGGAAUGUAUCUUGAUGAGAAAAUUUUUUUACAUGACCUACCAAUAAAGCUGGUUGCUUUUGGUAGAUGUUUUAGAGUCGAAACUGGUAAUAGAGGUAAAGGUAGGAUAACAGGACUUUAUAGAGUACACCAGUUUUCAAAGGUUGAGCUGUUUGGUCUGACAGCAAAUGAAGAUGGAACUGAGAGUGAAGCAUUGCUAAAUGAAAUUGUAUCACUUCAGAAGGAGAUACAUACAGAACUGGGCCUUCAUUGCAGGGUCCUUGAUAUGCCUACGACACAAUUGGGAGCAACAGCUUAUAGGAAGUAUGACAUUGAAGCCUGGAUGCCUGGUCUGAAGAGAUAUGGAGAAGUUACAAGUGCAUCCAACUGCACUGAUUAUCAAAGUCAAAGAUUAAAUAUCAUUUAUGGGAAGGCUGCAUUUGGACAUAAGAAAAAGAAGCUGAUAGACCCUAAAUAUGUACAUACAGUUAAUGGAACAGCUUGUGCCAUACCUCGCACAAUCAUAGCGCUACUAGAAACUCAUCAAAAGGAGGACGGCUCAUUUGCAUUACCUGAUGUACUAUCUACAAGUUUUAGAUCAAUAAACACAGCAUGAUAAUAAUAAUAACAAUAAUAAUAAUAAUAAUGAUAAUAAUAAUUUCAUUUCUACACAAAAAUGAUGUUUGUUAUAUAAGUCUA
Amphimedon queenslandica is the source of this 1028-nucleotide messenger RNA. Its product is annotated as serine--tRNA ligase, chloroplastic/mitochondrial-like. The record is from RefSeq and is a predicted model, not a curated record. NCBI's taxonomy places the organism in Eukaryota, Metazoa, Porifera, Demospongiae, Haplosclerida, Niphatidae. Bases 1 to 945 code for a protein of 314 amino acids. Gene Ontology annotation, molecular function: serine-tRNA ligase activity; ATP binding. The transcript is spliced from 12 exons. Gene Ontology annotation, biological process: seryl-tRNA aminoacylation.